Messenger RNA from Gadus morhua (Atlantic cod), 3362 nucleotides. It is a transcript of the gene dcst2, whose product is annotated as DC-STAMP domain containing 2. Lineage: Eukaryota; Metazoa; Chordata; Actinopteri; Gadiformes; Gadidae. The coding region runs from base 112 to 2415 and encodes 767 amino acids. The transcript is spliced from 16 exons. The record is from RefSeq and is a predicted model, not a curated record. Gene Ontology annotation, cellular component: membrane.
CGUCAGACCUGGAGGAGGUCCAACAGAACGCCAGCGCGCCGGUUCAACACAAGAGAACCAACGGAGACGAGAGAUUCAGGAGGAACACCAGCCACCCCUCAGCUGGAAGAGAUGGAUUCACCCUGUGUGUCAAUCAGUCGGAGGAUGCGGGGGUCAAAGCCCAAGCGACAGGUCAAAGGUCAGCUGGCGGAGGCAGGGCUCAGCGUGGGGGGAUUCCUGUGCGGGCUCCUCCUGGCGUCGCUCUACGGCUGCGCCGCCCUUCUCCUCCAGGGGGGGGCGCUGUGGUUCUGUGUCUACAGCACCGCCGCCAUAGCGCUGUUAGCCUCCUUCUCCAUGGGGCUGUCUGCUAGCACCCGGGCUAACGUGAUGCUAAUGCUACCCACACUGCUCUCAGUCAGGGGUAGGAUGGUGCUGGUUUCCUUCGUCCUGCUGCUGCUGCUCAGCGGGCCGCUGGCCAACAUCCUGCUCAACUUCGAGCGGGCAGCCGACAGCCUGGUGUGUGGGGCGGAGCUAGCCCAGAACCACACCCAGGAAGUGAUGAAGCGCUCGGCCGCGCCCCUAAUGCCGGUCCUUCAGAGCAUCAGAGAGCUGACGAGUAACGCUCGCUCCGUCGCAGGACGAGUUAACCACUUCAUCACGGCGCUCACCGACAACACGCGUCACAUGGCUCGGACCCUGAGGAACGUGCUCCACUUCCUGGUGGACAUCGGUGACGUGUGCAACGACCGGAUGGGCCGGCCGUACAGGAAGUGCAUCGCGCUGUUCGACACCGCGCGCGCCGACUGCUCCCGCCUCCUGGGCGACUUCAACUUCCUGUGUGACAUCGUGGAAGGGUUCCGCCCCCUCUGCGGGCUGGCGCGCGCCGGUCAGAUGUUCUGCGUCAUCCCCGCCUACGUCGGCGAGCACCUGAAGAAACGCCUCGCUGCCCCGGCGGUGGGGGCGUUCGCGCGGCUGAAGGCGGAGUUUGAGUUCAGCGUGAGUGCGGACGUGACCUUUGACCUGGAGGUGAACGGCAGCCAAUCGGUGCAGCGGGCCGCCCAGGACCUGCUGAGGGGCGUCGCCCUGGAGGUGGGCCGGCUCCGGGGGUGGGGCCAGCUGCUCACCUACCUGGGGGUCCUGGUGCUGGCCCUGGCCUACCUCAAGGCAGCGAGGUACCGACAGCAGUAUCUUCAUCAGGAUGAAUUUGAUAACGCCUUCAUCACGGAGCAGUUUGAGGAGGAGGACGAGCGGAGGGCGAGCGAGGGCAGGGCCUCUGUGCUCCCCCUCCAGCGGAGGGAGGGGGGGCUCUACACCUCCUCAGUGUGGGGGUGUCUGACCCCCCAGGAGCGCCGGGGGUCCGCGCUGCGCCUCCUCUCCUCCCUCCGCCACGCGGCCCCCGGGGGCCUCCUGCUGCUGCUGGACCUGCUGGUGUCCUGGGGCCUGCACCUCCUCCUGGAGCUGGGGGCGGGGGGGCUGACCGCCCGGGCUCCGGUCCUGGUGGGUGUGGAGGUGAUGGGGGAGGGAUACGCGGCGGACAUCUUUAGAGACGUGGUGGCCUCCUUCAACGUCCUGCAGACAGCAAACAUCACCGUGCUGAGCAGGAAGUGCCUGGUGAAGCCCUCCGCCCCCAACUACUCCAGCUACCUCCUGAUUGGCGUUCUGUAUGGUCUCUCCAUGCUGCUCACUGUGACAGGAAGUUACUUCCAACGCUUCAGGCGACUCAUCUGUGCUUAUUACCACCCUGAACGGGAACAGGACCGGAUCCUCUUCCUCCACACACACAUCCUGGAGCAGAGGAGGAUUCUGGGAAACGCGCUGCGGAGCUCGGUAACCAGGGCAACGGACGACAGAGGAGGAGGAGGAGGAGGAGGAGCCAAGGAACAGCUUCUCUCCCUCAUACUCCGGGUACCGGGUGCAGCUCACCUGUCCAGGAGGCUGGGGGGGCCCGCCUCCACCUGCCUCACCUGCCUGGAGAAGGGGGCGGGGCCAGAUAUGGUCACCUGCCCCUCACUGCAAUGCAAAGCUCAGUACUGCCAGCUCUGCUCCGGGACGCUAGGAAGCAUCUGUGUGCUGUGCUCGCCCCCGCCGACCUCGCCACCGCCCCCGGAGGACGAGAGAGACUCCAGCGAUGAAGAGUUCUGGGAGCAAAGGAUGAGGCCAGACUGCGGCGUCACCAUGGAGACCGGACCGACCAACCUGGGGACCACACUGGAGACCACAGAGUCCACCCUGGGAUGCUCUUCGUCUUCCUACGGCAGCUGUAGUAUCACCAACAUGCCCUGUGAUGCCCAGAGCAGGGAUCCAGAUGGAUCCAGUUGGGAUCACUCCGGCAGCGACCUCUCCUUCCAGUCCGUCCUCCAGGAGUCCCCUCCUAGGUCCUCUCCUAGGACCUCUCCUAGGUCCUCCCCCGGCCCCCCCAGACCAGAACCGGUCUGAUGGGUCGAUCCAGGACCGCCCUGAACCAGUCCAAACCAGAAUAAAACAGACUCAGCUGACCUGGUGGUGGUGUUUCAUGAGGAGCCAGUGACCGCACAAUGUCUACCACGUUGUGUACAUGUUGUGUACAUGUUGUGUACCGCUACGUGCAUGUUGUGCCCUGCUUUGUUCAAGUUAGCUUUAGUGACAUACUGGUUUCAUACUGGCCCCUGGGUCCGACCUGUCCAUAAAGCACACAUGCACACAUGCACCUACACAGACACACACACACACACACACACAAACACACACACACACACACACACACACACACACACACACACACACACACACACACACACACACACACACACACACACACACACACACACACACACACACACACACACACACGUACCUGCAUAUUGUUUCUACCCCGGUGGGAUGUUGAAGGGUUUGACUUAUAUCCUCUGCUUAAAAUCAGACGCCAACAGAAUACAAUCUAGGGUUCUGUUAGAAUCGACCCAAAACAAAGAAGUCAUUCAUUGUUUAGGGUUGAAUCGACCACACCUUGUGCUACUGUCUACCUGUUCAGGUAGAACUAGAAGGUAUCCCCCUCGUUCAUGAAGGAGCAGUGAACGACCAAUGAGCGAGGGGGGGCGUGGUCUAUUCGGCGCUGAGGGCACAGAUCGAAGCAGCGUGUCGUUCACUGAUCAGGAGAAUGGGUGGAUUUCAGAGUUUGUGGGGGGAGCUGUUUAGUUUGAUCGGGUCACUGAUAUAAACCCCUUGUCCUAAACACGAUAAUGUCAACUUGAUAAAUAAUGAUAAAUAAAAAAGAAGUUAUAUAAAAAGUUAUAAUUGAAUAGGCUACAGUGAUAUUUGUCUGUAUUGGAUGAAGAACAUUUUCUCUUUGUUUGGCCGUUGAGAAAAGGGCGUGGCACGGUGGAUAUCAGCAGCAGAAUCUGAUA